Messenger RNA from Sycon ciliatum, 2267 nucleotides. RefSeq names its product zinc finger protein jing homolog. The transcript is spliced from 2 exons. NCBI's taxonomy places the organism in Eukaryota, Metazoa, Porifera, Calcarea, Leucosolenida, Sycettidae. Bases 276 to 1643 code for a protein of 455 amino acids. Gene Ontology annotation, biological process: regulation of apoptotic process. The record is from RefSeq and is a predicted model, not a curated record.
AGUAUUUUAAAGUAAAAAAGUUAGUAAGUAAAGAGAGUAGCUAGUUGAAGAGUGAAGUAGCUGAGUAGGCUGAUCGCCGCAGAUCUCUGUAACUAACUAACUAAGAUAUUACACAGAGGCAAUAGGCCGCUUUGGUUCUGCGAAAGUGCUCAAUACCUGAUUCAAUCAUCAGACAACGAACUAAGACAUUAGUGACUUGGGUAAUUAACUGUCACCUUCUGGUGCAAGGACAGGUUAUUCCUGCUAGCUGUUGCGCCGAGCAAAUAUUGGACGAAAUGUCUGCGAGCGGGGAAGCCAGCACGCAAGCAGGCGCUGCGCCUGCACCUAGUCCGAGUACUGGUAGUACGCGUAGUGCAGCUAGUGAUGUGCACGAACAGGUGAGCGCUCAGCGGAGAGCGGAACGACCAUUCCGAGAGCUAUUAGAUUGCUAUAGGCUAGAACUAAUUGACAAGUUGGAAUGGGAAGCCGUUCUAGAUUAUCUGCUGAGCGAUCCCAAUAACGGAGUGCACCAUGGCGAUCAAACAGAACGCAUUAGUCGAGCGAACCACGAUCGCCGAAGCAGGAGGUAUCUCCUGGACGCCGUCAUGUCCAGAGAACUGGACACUUUCCGAUCAUUUGUGCGCGGCCUGGCGCGACCUGAGGCAAAUCCAAGACUGGCACAGCGUAUUGCUGAAGAUGCUGAUGCACAGCUGGAUUUGAAGCCGCCAUUGCUGUCACAAGUACGAGAGAUAACCGAAAGCGGUGCUAGCACAGCCAAGGGCAGCAGGACAAGUACCUCGAGCAAUGAUGGCCAAGCAAGCAGUACAGCUGUCAGCACCAGCAGCACCACCACCACCAAUAUCACAGGCAGUGUUCUCCCCCCACACCAAACCCUCCCGCCGCUACCGGUCGCUGGAUCAAUGUCACAAGCCGGCUUGACGUACUUACCGCAAGUGCCGGUCGAUCCUGCGAGUGACGUAGACGGGCAUCCAUUAUCGUCCAGCUUAUUAAUCACAACUUUAGCCGAACUAGAGAGCGAGCAAUCAGUGAGUAUUCGUGAAAUGAGCACUGCUGAGUCUCAGUUAGGAGAAAACAGCCCUGUUGUAGAAUUGGAUCGGGCAGUAAGUACAUCUUCGGAAGUGUGCGGUGUGCCCGUACAGGUGGAACAGUCUGACACAGUGGAGCCAAGAGCACCGGUUUCAGUUGGUCCUCGUCCUACCAUAAUAGCCUGUCAAGAGUCACGUAAUGAAGCUGCUGAGCGGUCAAGCGAGCAUGCUGAACCCGAUUUGGUAGCAGACGUGGGAGAUACAGAUUACCCCUAUGACAACAACACAUCUGACAAUGUUGAUUGUAGACAGCUGCCUUCACCACCACCAUCACCACCUGUACCACCUUCACCGUAUGCAGCACUGCCUUCACCAGAACUAGAACCAGCACCAGAACCAGCAGCAGAACCAGCAACAGAACCACCAGCAGCAGCAGCAACAGAACCAGCAGCUGAUGGGUAUGUUCCCUGGUAUUCAUCACGAUCGUUUCCGGCCAUUGCUAUCAGUGGACUCGGUCUGACCUGCUUGCUGCUGGCACCUGCAGACCGCGCACAGCACAUCGUUAUCCUUACCGGCAUUGUCGUGGCAUGCUCACUUGUAAUGCAAUACCACCCCUAGGCAACCACUGGCACAUGUGUUUAGAAGCGACCGUUGACACCCUGGCAAUUAUCAUCAUUCUACUCCGGCUCCCACAACACUACUAAGUUCUGAGAUCAAUCUACAACCUAGAUGCACUAUGCACUAUGCACUGUAACAUUUAAUGUUGCUAGUAUUUGUCUAUUACUAAAAGUAAAAUGUAGGAGCUAAUCGGCGCAUAAUCACGUGCCAGUAGUGCAAAGUUGAAAUUAGUAAACACCGCUAGUGGUGGACACUGCUAUCACUAGGAGCACUAUUACAUUGACAAUAUUAAAUUCGAGGUCACAAGUUUUGAAAUGGAACUGAGAUGGAGGAAGAAGAAAUGUAGUUUUCAAACUAUAAUGGAGAGUUUGCCCUCCCCUGCUCAAACCCGAAUGGUCUUCCUAUGCGCCGUUUCUUGCACCUUCCUUUAUGCUCAUUACAUUUAUUGACCGUCGUUCCGCGGCCCUAACACCCUGCACACUUCUCUGCGGACUUGAGUGCGGCGCUACUUUAUUCUGAUCAGGUUGGAUUUCUCUGACCAGAACUUACCUCACCGCCGCAUUGCAUUUUCUAGUGCAUUGCUAUAGCCUAGUUACCGAAUCAUCAGUUGUGUUGAGAUUAUUU